Messenger RNA from Mus musculus (house mouse), 16294 nucleotides. It is a transcript of the gene Dgkg, whose product is annotated as diacylglycerol kinase, gamma. Bases 529 to 2763 code for a protein of 744 amino acids. NCBI's taxonomy places the organism in Eukaryota, Metazoa, Chordata, Mammalia, Rodentia, Muridae. The transcript has 24 exons. The record is from RefSeq and is a predicted model, not a curated record. Gene Ontology annotation, molecular function: kinase activity; ATP-dependent diacylglycerol kinase activity; lipid binding. Gene Ontology annotation, biological process: lipid phosphorylation; diacylglycerol metabolic process; signal transduction. Gene Ontology annotation, cellular component: cytoskeleton; cytosol; membrane.
UCUGCGCGCGCGGGUGUGUGGCGGGGGCGGGCACUGCGCCCGGGGGGCAGGGCUCCGCAGCGAGAGUGGCAGCUGGACUUGCGAUGCUGCGAGGGACAGGGUGCAGAGCCGCAGUGCCGUAGCGGGUAGCAGAGGCAGCCUUCCCUUCCAGCAGCGAAGGCGGAAGACCCCGGGGCGCCAACCCUGGUGGCUGCCUGAUGUCUCCGCCCCAGAGAGGGCUGCACCGGGAGAUCGCCCGGGCGCCCGCUUCGGUCCCCUUCUGUCUCUCGGUUCCUCUUUCCUCCCAAGUAAGGGAAUAAGCGGCUAGGAGGGAGCGCCCCCGGCAAGCGCGCAACCAAGUGUUGCAUGGUGAGGAAUUGCCAGCAUUUCAGGAUUGGCUGGACCGCAGCAGGAAUGUUACCUGAGGAGUAGCGGAAGUCCUUCGCCAGCUGCCGAGAGGUGUGGCCCUGAGCUGGGCCCCCCCCCCCCGCUUCUCGCUGGUGACCAGAACUCCAUCUGUGUCUCAAGGCAAUCACACUCGGCUGAAAGAUGAGCGAAGAACAAUGGGUCUCUCUCUCAUCAGAAGAAUUUGAUCAACUCCAGAAAUACUCUGAAUAUUCCUCCAAAAAGAUAAAAGAUGUAUUGGCUGAGUUUAAUGAAGGUGGAAGCCUCAGGCAGUAUGACCCACACAAGCCCAUUAGCUAUGAUGUCUUCAAGCUGUUCAUGAGGGCAUACCUGGAGGUGGACCUUCCUCAGCCACUGAGCACACACCUCUUCCUGGCCUUCAGCCAGAAGCCCAGACAAGAGACACCUGACCAUCCAAAGGAGGGGGCCAGCAGUAGUGAGCCCAAUGUCUCAGAUUAUAAUUCGGAUAAUGCUGCCAAAGCAGAUGAGGCCUGUGCUCCAGACACUGAAUCAAAAACAACUAAGACACAAGCACCAUCUAAAGAACUAGAGGCUGCAGCCCCAUGGGAAGACCCAGGUGCUCUGGCUUCAAGCUCAGAUGCUCCCGUAGUGUACCUGAAGGAUGUCGUGUGUUACUUGUCCCUGAUGGAGACCGGGCGACCUCAGGAUAAGCUAGAAUUCAUGUUUCGUCUCUAUGAUUCGGAUGAAAAUGGACUCCUGGACCAAGCGGAGAUGGAUCAGAUUGUGAGCCAAAUGCUGCACGUUGCCCAGUACCUGGAAUGGGAUCCCACAGAGCUCAGACCUGAAAGAUGCUUAAGGCAGCAGGACGAAGUCUACACAUGGCAGAAACUGCAGUUCCCCAGCCUACCCAGCAGGGGCAACUCUAUGAUAGAAACUCAGAGAACAGAGAAGCUAGAGCCCAGCGUAGAGGAGUUAUCAAUGAUACUGAAGGAGAUGCUGCAAGGCAUGGACUAUGACAAGGAUGGCUUCGUGUCUCUACAGGAGUGGAUCAACGGGGGAAUGACCACCAUCCCUUUGCUGGUCCUCCUGGGAAUGGAUGACUCUGGCUCCAAGGGCGAUGGGAGGCAUGCCUGGACCCUGAAGCACUUCAAGAAGCCCACUUACUGCAACUUCUGCCGCGCCAUGCUGAUGGGUGUUGGGAAGCAAGGCCUGUGCUGCAUCUACUGUAAAUAUACAGUCCACCAACGCUGUGUAUCCAAAACCAUUCAUGGAUGUGUGAAAACAAACUCCAAAGCCAAAAGGAGUGGCGAGGUGAUGCAGCAUGCGUGGGUGGAAGGGAACUCCUCCGUCAAGUGUGACCGGUGCCACAAAAGUAUCAAGUGCUACCAGAGUGUCACCGCGCGGCACUGCGUGUGGUGCCGGAUGACGUUUCACCGCAAAUGUGAAUUAUCGACAGUGUGCGACGGUGGGGAACUCAAAGACCACAUUUUGCUGCCUACCUCCAUAUGCCCCGUCUCCGGAGACCGGCAAGGAGGGAAGUCCGAUGGCAGUGUGGCCGCCAAGGGUGAACUUGUAACUCAGUAUAAGAUCAUCCCUAGCCCGGGGACGCAUCCCCUGCUGGUCCUGGUGAACCCCAAGAGUGGAGGAAGACAAGGAGAAAGAAUUCUUCGGAAAUUUCACUACCUGCUCAACCCCGAACAAGUUUUCAACCUGGACAAUGGGGGACCUACACCAGGAUUGAACUUCUUUCAUGAUACCCCAGACUUCCGUGUUCUUGCCUGUGGCGGAGAUGGGACCGUUGGCUGGAUUUUGGAUUGCAUUGAUAAGGCUAACUUCACAAAGCACCCACCGGUGGCUGUCCUGCCUCUUGGAACAGGGAAUGACCUCGCACGAUGCCUCCGCUGGGGAGGAGGUUACGAAGGGGGCAGCUUGACCAAAAUCCUGAAGGAAAUUGAACAGAGCCCCUUGGUGAUGCUGGACCGUUGGUACCUAGAGGUCAUGCCCAGGGAAGAGGUGGAGAAUGGAGACCAAGUCCCAUACAACAUCAUGAACAACUAUUUCUCCAUUGGUGUGGAUGCUUCAAUUGCACACAGAUUCCAUAUGAUGAGAGAGAAACACCCUGAAAAAUUCAACAGCAGGAUGAAGAACAAGCUGUGGUAUUUCGAAUUUGGUACCUCGGAAACCUUUGCAGCCACCUGCAAGAAACUCCAUGACCACAUAGAGCUGGAGUGUGACGGAGUUGAGGUGGAUCUGAGCAACAUCUUCCUGGAAGGCAUCGCCAUUCUUAAUAUUCCCAGCAUGUACGGAGGCACCAAUCUCUGGGGAGAAACCAAGAAGAACCGGGCUGUGAUCCGGGAAAGCAGGAAGAGCGUCACAGACCCAAAGGAGCUGAAAUGCUGUGUCCAAGCAUGCAAGUAGGGGUCUGGUUUGGACACUUCUGUCUUCAGCAUGCACCCACAAUGAGAAAGAGCAAAGUGAGCUACUGCAGACGUCAGCCUUGACCCAACACAGAAAGCUGAACAAGCAACUGGACCUACUACCAGCUUCCUCCCUAGGCUUCUCGGAUCCCAGAGACAGAGUUAGGGAUUAUGAGUUCUGAAGCCCUGCUAUCUGUCCCCAAGUAUCAGAGUCUAAGAAAUAAGGGGCUGGACAGGUGGCUCAGAAAUUAAGAGUAGAUAAUGAUGCUCUCUCAGAGGACCCGAGUUCAAUUCCCAGGACUCAUAUCAAGUCGGAACCACCUGUAACUCCAGUUCCAGGAGACUUGACGCCUCUAGCCUCUGCAGGCUCCAGUACUCAUCCCCACACAGAUACAGACACAGACUUUAAAAUAAUAAGAAAAUAAAAUUUAUAAAAAAUGAAAAACAUUCGAUAAAUGAGAAGCACCUAGCAUCAGUUUUCAUUAAUAUUGGUAAUAAGAAUGGUCAGAAGUAACCUCUAUUUUUUCUUACAUUCUAUUGUAGCUUGCAAGUGAUUCUAUAUGAACUAAUAUAAUCCUAACCCAAAACCCACGAAAAAAAGAUUAUGUACCUAGCCAAAUGAGCCUACUUCAUAGUUGGGGUGGGGGAACCCAAUGAGUUUAUGCCCAGAAGUAGCGUCGGAACCAAAACUUGUGUCUAUGAUUACAAAUGAGUCCCUCGAGGAUAGUGUCCAUCUAGAAAAUAUACUGGAGAGACUUCUGUGCAUGUUGUUCAAGCCAGGCUGUCACAACGUGGGCGACAUGUAGGUAUAGUCCAAGCAGAGGAUCCAAUCCACUUGAUAACACUCUGCUCAUCCAUCCCUGCUAAUGAUACCAGCCUCUAGAGCCCCCAACAGAGAGAGCAGCUUUGAACUCCCUGGGCACUGGGCUCUCCAUCUCAGCAGAACACUGGCUGUAGAUUGCCCUGAAUCGUGGGUUGCUCACCCUUAUCAUCUCUUUCCCUGUCUCUCCUGGAAAGCAAGGGUGGGGGCAUAAGUUCCACAGUGAGCCUUUCUUUACUGCUCUGGUGUCAAGCUGUGUGAGCCUGGAAGAGUGAGGCGUAAAAUGUGAGGUGGGCUGAACUCUCCUGAAACAGCCAACCUUAGAGCCUCAGACAGUUCUUACCCUGAGGGUGAAGAAAGGUCACCUGAGUAAAGCCCUCAGGGGUUCAAGCUGUACAUAACCACAAGGACAAACUGCAGAAACCUGUUUUCCCAUAGAGGAACACAAGUAACAACAGCUGGGGUGAACUCACUCCUGUCCACUGCGCCUGGGAAAGAGCAGGAAAACACAUUCCAAGAGCAGUUGUGUUUCGAAGAACCUGUCACCAGACUCUGGUUGUCUUGGAGUGUUCUCCCAAACGAUCAGACUUCUCACACAACUCCGAUAGUGGACUGUGUUCUGACAACCUUUCUGUCCCUUUCACAGCCCACUACCCAGGAGGGUGUGGAGUGUUCUACAGAAAGGGUUUCUGUAAGGAGAGAAGAGAAAUCCUGCCUUCAGUGGACACAGCAGAUAAUAGAUUCUGCGGGACAGGAUCAGGCACAAGUAAAAUUGAUAAGAGAAAAAGUCUUAGAAAGUGUUAUAUGAGAACAUGGGAACUGUUGAACGUUCAUUUGAGAAGAGAGACGUGCUGGCCAUCUUUAAAUAAGUCAUCCAGAUGCCGCUUAGAGAACUUGUAGCUGAGAGUCUGUGUGGAGUGAAGAGAUACCCCAAAGGAGAAUUAAAAAACAACUCAGGCAGGCCUUGUCGUCACCACCUAUGUGUCCUUAGUAACUGUCUCCAAGCCUCUAUUUCAGCACCUCACCAAACAGAAGAGUGAUAGGCUCCUUCCCUCAGGACUAUUGUGAGAGUUGAACGUCAUCCUUGUGGGCACAUAGCUGCCUGCACUUAGAGCUUGAUAAGGCCUUGAUUAAUAGUCACCAUAAUAACUGCUUGGUGUUAAAUAAUAUGAAAGGGACAAUUUCGAACCCUUUCUCUUUACUGCUCCUUCAGAUUUUUUUGGCCAAGGUUUCCUUUAAAUCUCCCAUGGCUCUAACAGUCAGAACUUCUUGGGUUAUCAUUGUGACUAUCCUUAAAGUGCAUCUGGCUGUUGCUGUGGGCAUAGGAGGAGCAGACUGUCAUCUAGAGAUGCAGGGGGAAGGACAGGGGUCUGGUCACCAAGUGAAGCAGAAACAUGGGUGCGUGAGUGAGGCUGGAAAGCAGAGUCCUUGGAGGUCUGCCAUUCCGUCUGGCACCAGCCCAAGAUAUAAGUGAGAGACUUCCUACGCACUCUCUCUAACCCUCAAUCCAGUCUUCGGCCUGGAAUCAGUUACCCCCACUGGACCCUCUGGUUAUCUCACACGUGGUUUCUCUAUCAGUCCCCCUUGAACCACAAAUAGAGUGUUCUAGAAAGUUCCAACCCCAAAUCUCUCUAGACUCUCACCAGAUAAUAAUUUCUGCCAUUUUGGGUAAACAGAACAAGGGUCAGACAUUUCUGGUAAGAGAGUUUUGAGUUGUUCUUAUAGCAUUACAGAUAGGUUUUGUCAGAUCAUCUAACAUACAUGCAAAUGUUCCUACCAGGAAAGACUUCCCCAGUCACGAGGGGACUAGCACAGCAUGGCCUCAAGAAGAUAAACCCACAAAGAGACAUAGGAACUGUGAUUAGUGCUAAGAAGAGUCCAUGGCUCCUGGGUCCAGAUGAGGCCAGCCAGCCAGCCAGUGUGACUAACACAGGUACACCCAAGGCCUCGAUAGCCAGGUGCUCGAGCCUGGUGACAGAAGCACUCCCCGUGCCCAAGCGCAUCAUCCUGCUCUCCCAGAUUCCAAGGCUCUCUAGGAAAGGGAAGCAAACCACAGUGCAAACCCCCUGGCAUGCAAGAUCCUGGGGCCCUCGGCUCCUGACUCUGCUGCUCUGCAAGCACAGAUGGAUCGCUCAUCUGAUUGCUCAUGGUGCCUUGUGGGUUUUCACCAAUCAUAGGAACUGUGUGUGCCCUGAAUUCUAAAACCAGGACACAGAUACUCUCCAGCCAUCUCAAAGUUUCAUACUCCCAACUGGAAAACCACAGCUCAGUUGAGACUCAAAAAUGAUGGUGAGCAUAGAUUUAUAGUUUCUUGUGGCUUUCUUUCCAGUUUUGUAUAAAGUCAUAGCAGGUAGGGCCUGAUAGCUUCAAUUUUGGCCAAGGCUUUUCUUAAUUAUCCUAAAGAUUGUACAUUUAGUAGGGGUAUGGUACGUACUUUAUGUUUCUGUGAUAAAAUGCUAACCAAAAACCAACUUAGGGAGGAAAGGAGUCACCUGACUGACAGGUCAGUCCCAAAUGAAGCCACAGCAGGAACCUAGAGGCAGGAACUGUGGAGGAGAGCUGCUUGCUGGCUUGCUCUCCAUGUCUUGUUCAGUUUGCUUUAUCAUAAAACCCAGCACCACCUGCCACGGCUGUGGGGUAGGGGGGACAUCAUCAUAACGGUCUCUCCACAUUAAUCCUUAAUCAAGAAAAUGCCCGGCAGGUGUGCCAACGGCCUGGUCUAAUGAAGGAGGUUCCUCAGCUGAGAUUAUCUCUCCCCAGGUGUCUCUAGUUUGUGUCUAGUUGACAAAAACUAACUAGCAUAAAGGUCUCUCCUGUGGGUUGUUGGCACAGAAGGAGGCAUGUGAACUCUGAAGGGCCUCAGGAGUUCUAGGUGUGUGCAGAGGGACUCUUCUCGGCACUGGAAAGUUACCAUGGCAACAUGUGUCAUCUUGGUAAAUGUUUGCAGGCCUACUGAAAGCCUUUCCUUUGCUGUGCACAGGAAAUCACAGCUCUGCCAUUCAGUCUUUCAACAGCCCACGCUGGCAUCAACAAGCCCCAAACUAGUCAUUAUCUCUCCCUUCUACCCAUCUCCUGUUCCUCUCCCAGAGCCCACUGCCUCUCCACACGCACAUGUUCCCUGCCUGGUUAGUGUCUUACCUGCUUUCCAAGCCAGGUACCAGAGUCCUGCAUUUCCCCCUUCAAGCUACCUAGGAGAACUCUCCUGUGAGUCCCUCACCAGACUGGGAGCUCCCUAGGGAGCUCCAGAUGCCAUUGUCUCUGUGCCUGGCAGAGUCUCUGAGGCCUCAGAUGGGCUUCUGAGUACUGGUUGGUCACAUGAGCGGGGACACAUGGAGUCAUGGUGUGCUAGGGGGCUGUUUUUAAGUUGGACUAUCAGGAAAAUGGAGUUCUUGUGAAGAAUGAUGGCAGCACUCAGGAUCCCAGGACCUCUCUGACAGUGACAGCCUGUGUUGCAGCUUGGGAAAGCCUGCCUCUGGCCUCCCCCUCUAAGCUCCUCUCUAUUCCCAAUUGACUCUGUCAGAAAGGAACUGUGGUCUAUGAAGUGACCAGCAGGAUUCUGCAGGUAAGGCCAAUCCUCCCGCCCCACCCCCAUUUUUUGUAGUGUCCAGAUGAAGGCUGCACAAUGUGGGUUUUAGAUGCCUGCUUCAGUAGAAACACACUUUUCUACGUAGUUCUGAAACCGGAACCAUAGGUCUCUUAAAUUUUUAGUGAUAAUUUUAUCCUCUAGAUGAGGAGAAAGAGACAGCAAGGUAGAGCGGCUUGCCCUUGGUCAAACUUGGAUUGAAAUAUAGGUCUUCUAGUCCACAGAGAACAAUCUUCACUCCUCUUCAGUCUCCUAGGGGGCAGAAAAUAUUUUCUAUAUUAAGAUAUGUAACUAGGCUUUGUGUGCCAGAGUCUCCAAUGCAACUUCCCAACUCAGUUGACUUAGCCGUAAAAGUAGCCCUGGAGAAUAAUUGAAUGAGUGUAUGGGUCUGAGUUUCAAUAAAGCUUUAUUAACAAAAACAAAUAGCGGGCUGUAUUUGGCCUUCAUGCCAUGGCCAGCUAGUCUGUGCUCUAGAACUUCAAAUGGUCCAUGACCCAAGAGGAUGGGCAUCACUUGAGUGCAGUGCAGACUGUCAAGGCCCACACAGACAUGCUGGAUCAGAAUCUGCAUUCCCAGCACCCUCUCCAGUCAUGGGGAGGACUUUGCUGGUUGGCCUGGCUCCUCCCUCAACCCCCCAAAAAUGUCAUGAUAAAGUUUUAUAUACUAGAAAAAUGACGUGUGGAGAAGUUACACAGCUCAAUUGCUGGGUCUGGAUCUAGAGUCUAAGUUCUAGCUUUCCAAACAUGGAAUUCUUUCUACACCCAUCAAAGAACCUACCCUAGCUCCAGCCUCAUGGCUUUGGGUUGGCCCAUGAUCCAGUCAAAUUCGCUGGAAAUCCGAAGGGAAGCAACCAGUCUUGCUGCCUUGGCUGACUUUGGAGCAGAGGACGCCAGCUGGGUCUCCUCCUCCCCACCCCCUACCUCCUGAAACCCAGGAGAGGCUGGUGAGAUGGAAAUGUGCCAGGGAGACGCCUUACCAUCUGCAGAGGGAAACCUGCUCUCAUGGCAGCAAGCUGGAGCUAAACUCUAGCUUCAUUCCUACCUCCAGAGGUCUGCUGCUCCAAAUAGAAGAGAAGCCAGGCAAACUUCAUUUUCUACAUGCAAAAGGAACAGCUAGUCCAGGCUAGAACUAAACACUUUGUUUUGUGUCAACUGUUGUUGUUCUACGGCUUGCACCAUUUUGGUUCUCAAACCUGUCCCUGUUGUCCGCUGCAGCUUUUAAGGCAUUCAAUACCGGACGGGCGCUUCCUAAGAUCCAUCCCCACAGCAAAGCACCCUACUGGCCAUAUGCCCAGACACUGUUGUUCAGAAAUCUUGGCCAGUUUCUGUUUUGUGCAAGGAUAGUAUGUCUUAGUCAGUUGGGGCUGCUGUAAUAGAAGACCACAGGCUGAGUGGAUUAGACAGCAAAAAUUUCAUUCUCAUACUUCUGGAUGCUGGGAAGUUCAGCAUCAGGAUGCCAGGCAGUUUGGUUCCUGGCAAGGGCCACAUCCUGGCCUGCAGAACUUCUUGCUACAUUGUCAUUUGUGGGCAAAGUUCCUCUGUUAUGCCUCUUUAAGGAAAAAAAAAAGGUUACCCUCAUGAUGUCCCCAGUGCCUGCUAUCAAACUGAGUGUUGGGGCUUCAACAUAUGAAUGGGGGGUGGAGGGUAGACACAAACAUUUAAUCCAUAGCAGUAUUUGAGCUUUAUUGGGGUUUUGCUUGUUUGUCUCACUGUAUAGCCCAGGCUGGCCCAGGAUUCUCUAAAUGCUAGGAUUACUGUCAUGAGCUCUCAGCCCUCGGUGUUAAAUCAUAAUCAAUUAAUAAAUGACAUGUUAGUCUGCCAUUUAGUGACUACUUAUUGAGGAGACGAAAGGUUGUAUAUUUUACUACUUAAUUUUAUGUCUGAGGAGGCUGAGACCUGGUGGGGUUAAAACAGUAGGCUGAAAUCAUGUCAACAGUGAAUAAUCAAGCUGGACUCACACCUGGUUUCAAGUACUUAAGGAGGUCCAGUCACUGCAGAGACUGCAAUAAAAAGACAGCGUGGUCCAGCCCUUAAUCCACAAUGUCACCAGCAUGACAUUUUGCCAUAGGAUGGGUCAAGAGGUAACCUAGCAACCAUGUCAACAUUAGCAUAACAGGCAAGCAUCAUGGAGUCCCAGAGUCGUGGGGGACCACAAGAGUGUGAGACACAAGAGAGAGAAGGUUUCCUCUUCAGAAUUUGAUCCUUGGCUCUUCAGCACUAUGCCACGUGCCUAGCAGGUGAUCGAUCUAAUGAAUAAAUAAACAAACAAGAUAGAACAUAUGUGUGCGGGUCCUAGACUCUAGCAAGGAGACUGAGAGAAAGAGAACUUGAGCUAAGACAGAAUGUGGGGUUGCAACUAUAAAGCCUUAAUUUGGGAGACAGUUGAUGCAGAGAAGUAAUGGGCGGAGCCAGGAGUAGCGGUGAACACACAAAGAAUGCUACCAUGCAGGUGAGUCCUCCCCACAGAAGACCCCAGUUCCUGUACUUCCAUGCACAAGCUCAGCCUUCCCCUGCCUUCUCUCCUCCCCAUCCCAGCCUCUUCCUGAGCAAACACUUCUGUUGGCAAACUGGGCACUUUAAGCAGAGACCUGCAACUUCUUCCAGCACACUGCCAGCUCAGCCUUCUUCCCAUGUUCAGGUCAAUUCACCCACCAUUUGUUAAGCACCUAGUUAUAUUUAGCACCAUAUGCUAAAAAUAUUUUCCACUCGUCAUCUCAUGUUAGCUCCCUAUAGCGUUCCUGCCUUGGUCCAUUUUCUUCAACUAUGACACAUUGCCACAGCUCACGAUAUCCAAGAUGGAAGGAUAAGUUCUUCCUGCCCAGCUUCUCCUUAGCGGCCUGGUGAUGCCAGAUCUUGAAAUCUUUUCCAGGACUUUCUUGCUUCCUGAGAAAUCUCCCCAGCUCUGUUCUUCCCAACUCCUGCUGAUACAUGGCUCCUCUCCGGCUAAAGCGCACACUUUCUAAAACACAGAGGUUUACAGCCCUCCCUCUCCCAUGCAGCACCAUCGAAGCCCGGCUAACCCCCAAGGCACAGUCACAGAAUGAAGGGAGCCAUUUUCUCACCCUGCUCCUUACACAGGCAGGCCUGCAGGCCCUAGAAGCAGACAUGGCGUCCCUGUUUCUAUGAUUCUUUUGCAUUGACAAUGCUCAUACUGAAUGUUCUGUCUUCUGCAUGGUGGUGACAGGCCAAGGCCUCUCUGCUUUUGACCAGUCAAGAAACUGUUCUUCAUCUUAGCUGGAGAGCUCAAACAGGAUUAGGGAUAGGGUGCAUCGCCCUAAUUGAGGGAAACUGGGGCCCUGGCAUGGGAUGUGAUUUGCCUAUGGUCAUGUUACAUGGCAGAGCCCAAACCAAACAACAGUCCAUCUGGCACCUGUCAGACCAGUAUCUUCCCUCCCUGACAGCUUACCAUUCCUUUCUUCUCAGAGCCUAGCUUCUUCCUACCCCUCUCUUGGCUCAGCCAGCCUCAAAACUAACUUGCUGCCUUUGUGCCUUGAUGAAGCUUGACAGGUGUAAGACUUGAAAUCUGGGAACCAAUGUGACAGGCACACAGCACAAAAGAAGGGGUUCCCUGCAGGGAUGGAUGUCAGGUCUAUGUCUCUAUGCUUGUAGAGCUCCAGGAACAAUAGAAAACAAGGUAGAUUGCCCUCUUGUUUGCUCUGUCUGUCUCUCUGUCUCUCUUUCUCACGUGCAUGUGCACACACAAGACACUGCAGUUGUAGCUUGGAUACCUGAGGGUCCAUUGGCCCAUUUUAGUCUCUUUUUUUAGCAUAAAGAAAACAAACAUGGGGACACAUCUCUUGCCAAGAGCAAAUCCUUUCUAAGGAAACAUAACAACACUGACGGCUCUGCUUCCUGAGGGCUUCCUUCCAGUGAGAUGGGAAUUGUACAGAGCACUCGCUACCCCACCAGGAGGAUAUCAUGUCUGCCUUCCAGAGGGUUGUACUCAAAGUCCCCAAGAGAAGUGCGAAACAGGAUUCAGACCCAAGAAUGUGGCACUCGUGCUCUGCAUAGGGCUGAGAGGAAGAGAGACAGACUGUGAAGGCUUUCUGUAGGCAGCAGUGUCUCCAUGGCUUUCUCCAGGUUGUACCCCACCUUUCAGGCUGGGGUACUUGUACACUUGCUUUGAAAUGCCUUUGCCAGGAGCUUUGUUGCAUCUGUACUCAAUCCAGCUGGGGCUCAGGUGAGCUCAGUGCCCAGCUUUAGCACUGAGCUACCAAGAGCACGCAGACCAUCUCUAUGGAGAUGUGGAAGCAAGAGAGGAAGGAGCACAAGGUAAUGCCUGUCUCAGCCUCAGUGAUCGAGUCUGUAGGAAAGCCUACUGGCUUCCACUGAGCUGGUCCCACUGCCAAGCAGAGCUAGGGUGUGUCUUUCCUUUUGGAAGAGGUAAGAAGGGCCCAUGUUCCUAUCAGCACACAUUAGCUUUUGUGGAGCACAGGGACAAUGGGUGUUACUAUUUAUAGAAUACCUUUGUAUUCACUCAGUACAUCAAGGUGUGGUUUAUUAUUUCCCCACUCAUGGGUACGACUGAUCAUCUAAAUUUGUAAGUUGAAACUCUAAACUGUGAUACCUAAGAAUAUAAUUAAAAUUUGAUGCAGGCUCUUUUUUUAUAUUCUUAAAAAUUUUUUUUGAAAGUUAGUAUAUAAGUUAAUAGGUCUUGUUUGUUUCAUCUCCUAUCAGCCUGCCCCUUUUUUACUGGCCUUAAAUUGUCCCUUUCCUCCUUCCAUGUCACAUGUAAUCAUUACUCUUUUCCUUCCCUUCCCUCCUUAACUUCCCUUCCCCUCCUUUCUACUUUUAUGACCUGUGUAUAAAUACAUGCACACACACACACACACACACAUACAUACACACACACUCAGACACACACACGCACACACAAACCUGGAGUCCAUGUGGAUGGACAAGAAGCAUGUGUGAUUUGUCUUCCCACAUCUGGCUUAUUUCCCUUAGCAAAAUGGCCUCCAGUUUCAUCCAUUCUCCUGCAAAUGGCAUAAAUUCAUUCAUAUGUAAAGCUAAAUAAAUUGCAUUGUGUGUAUGGACUAUGUAGACAUCUAUAGUAAAGAGCUUCUAUAUCAUGGGUGUGCCUUAUAUCUCUGUAGCAUGUUGACAUAGCAUCCUUUGGGUAUACAUACCUACGAGUACUAUCGUUGGGUCAUGGGUAGUUUUAGAUUUUAUUUUUCAAGGCACCUCAAACAUGCAUGGGUUUACAUUCUAGAUACAUUAAGUGUUAAGUAAACACGAGGCUGUUAAGAUGAGCCAUGAUCUAAUCUCAUUGCUGUCCUUAUAUGAUAUAAAUUUUGGAGCCAUGGAGCUAACAGGGACGUGUGUACACAGAAGUUUAUCUGUGUGGUCAAGACGGCAGUGGCCUGUAAGCCAAGGAAAGGCCUCAAAGAAAGCCAACCUUGCUGGCACCUUGGCUUUAGACAUGGGUGUGGUCCCUCUGGCUUCCAGAGCUACUGGCAGGUCUAAAGUUGUGUCCCCUAGGAUACCAGGGUUCUGUCAUUGUUGUGUUCUGGCCCCUCCUCCUGAUAGUUGUUAGGACUAAGUAAAGAAAAGCAAAAUGGUGUUGAGAUAAAAUGUGGGGAGAGAGUAGAGGCACAAAAGACGGAGUGGGAUGCUCUCUUUGUCCAAAGCGUACCUUGGUUUCUGGCCUCUGCAUGGAGGUAAGAGACAGUGGGGAACACAGUCUGAUAUGCUAUUCUGAGGUCUCAUGUUGUGGUUUGUGGGCUAUGUGAACAGCACUAAGAAGCCAGACAGGUAACCGCUUAGGAGUAGUGGGGAGGAGAGAACACCGUAGCACCGGUGCUCAGCCUGGCACUUUCACACACUUCAGGGGGAGCAUUACAAUCCCUAAUUUUCACUUGAGAAAGUUGUAGAUCAAAGCAGUCAGGAAGAAACUUGCUUCUGUUCUUUCCCUGAACUCCCGUGGGCACUUUUAUUACCUCAGGCUCAACUUCUCAAACUUGAAUGUGUCUAGGAAUCUUCCAAAGGGCUUGUUAGAACACAGUCUGCUAGGCGCAACCUCCGGGAUGUCUGAUUCCACAGCUCUGAGGUGGGGCCCGAGGAUUUGCAUUUCUCACAAGUUCCCAAGUAGUGAAAAGACUGCUGGUCCAAAGACUACACUCUGGGAAGCACUGGCCAAUGGCAACAAAAGCUUAGCUAACUGGCUAGCAAACUGUAGUGCACUUUGGAAUCAUUGAGGACCGUUCUAGAAUAAAUGUGAUGCCUGGCUUGCAUGUCUGUGCAUUUUAACUGAUAGAAGCCACAACCUGGCCCCCCAGGUAAGGCUAGCAUAGAGCAAAGUUUGGCAACCACCGGCAUUGCCACACUCUUAAUUUUUUCUUACCGUUGUUCCUCAGUUGCCUAUUCCUGGGGCCACAGGUCAUCGGCCACUGAUCAGUUCCGCUCACAGUAUCUACCUGCCCACAUUUUACUCUAGUGUCUCAGAACACCUCUGCUCUAACGUCCCACAUCUCUUGUUUGCCUCCUUCCUGUCAUCCCUUUAUCUCUUUCUACAUCCAUCCCAGACAUAGCAGUACAGCAGUCACAGUUACAGUCUGCCAACAGUAGACACCACCCCAUCCUUUCUCUGGUUGACUGUGUGCCGAAGACCUUGAGGACCCUAUAAAUCAAACUGAAGGCAGAACACCCCAGAGAACCUUCUGGAGCUAUUGUUUGGUAUUUGUUACCAUGAGCAGCAUCUAAUGGAUUUUUAAAAUAUUACCUUUUGGUUUUAGUACAACUAUAUAUUUAAAGAAACACUUAGAAAAGCAUAAAGAAGAAAGAGAAUUAAUGUCAACAUAAUUAUCCAGGGUUCACCAUUGUUAAGAUUUUACUAAGAUUUUUCCUUUUCUUAUAUGCAUUGUCUUACCUCAUUGAGAGCAUGCUACCUAAGUAAACUCAUCUAUUGACAUCAUAAUUAAUCAUCAUAUAAAUAUAUUUAUGAUGAUUAAAUAUGCAUGUUGCCAUUUUAAAACAAGGUCUCACAUAGUAGCUCAGGCUUUCCUGGAUCCCACUUUGUAGUCCAGGCUGGUCUUCCCUUCCUCCCCCAGCCUCUUAGGUGCUGGGAUUAUGAGCAUGAACUACCAUACCUGGCUUGUAAAUAUUUUAAUGGAAUCAGAAUUUUCCAUCAUUGCAGAUACCAUAACUGAUUGUUUGACUGUUCCUGUGCAGGAAGAAAUGUGGUAGUGGGGUUAUUUUUUAUAAGUGAUACUACAGUACGUGUCUUUUCAGGGACUUGGGUUCUGUCCAUGAUUUCUCAUCCAAUCCCAAAAGAGUAGCAAAAGAAGCAAUGUAAAACUUUCAGACUUAUUACACUAGGCAAAUUAUUUUCAAAACCUAUUCUCCUUGUAACAUCUUGAUUGUGAAGACCAUAUACUGCAUCUUCUUUUACCAAGCCCUUGGUGGUUUGCUUGAUUCCACAGAGGACUGAAUGUCUGUCGAUGACAUGAUCAUGACAAAUAGGCAUUUAUAAAACCAAAUGCCAGAGGCUGAACAGGUUGGAACUGAUGUUGUCAUGGCUACCCUAUCCAAUGCUCCCACAUUCUCCCCUCUUCAUUUUCCAACACCAUGUCUUUUCCUCCAUUCCUAGAAUGCAAGCAAAUGUUGUGCACAAGCCUUGUUACCAAGGAAUAGUAAGGACAGUGUUGGAGGCCUGACUUGAGGGCUAUACAAUCUCAUGCAUCGUUUUAGACACUAGUCUCUAAUUAAUAAGUCUCUUUAGGGAAAAAGACUUCUGUCCUGGGUCUUCCCCUUCCUUCUUUCCCUCUGUCCUGGGUCUGUCAACCCCAUAUAUGACCAUCUCUGUCCCUGGUAUAUUCUCCUCCCAAACCAGAAAAACAGCUUGACAUUCAGCUAUCUUUGAAACGUUCUCGAUACCAAUCUCCUUCAACUUAACCACUCAGCACUAGCUUCCCACACACCCCUGACCUCACAGUUCAAUCUCAGCAUUUUCUUCACCCCAUUUUGUUUCUCCUUCUUAGACAAGACUCCUUCAGCAAUAGAAUACUUUGUAUUGCCGGUUCCUAACACAGUGCCUAGAACUUUGCUGCUAACUCAAUUUUGUGAAUGGGUGAAUGAAUCCUGCUUAACUAAGGUGCAUAGACAUUCUAUCUUAAACAUUAAUGGGUGGAGGAGUAUAAAAGAAAAUAUGAACAUGACACAAUUGCCAAACGUUCUCUGAAUCAUUGGUACCCAAGGUAAAACAGACACCUGGUAUACCAGAUGUCCCAAUUCUGGAUUCUGUGUUCUAAACACAGAACCUAAAUAUUCACUGUUGUUUGUGCCUAGACACUGCCUUACAUUCUGUUCUCUUUCAUCUUAGUACCAGACUCAAUGUAUACAUAAGUAUCUCUGUGGUGGAAAAAGAAAAGAGGAGUUGGGUGAUGACAGAUUUUUUUUUAAGUAUGACACAAAGAAAACUAAAACCUUGGGCUAUUUAUAGUUAUCACACAAGAGAAGGGCCUUUAUGCUUAGUUACUUUAGGAAAGAAUGUAGAGUAGAUAUCUUUAAGACUUUCUCAGUAGGUAUUCUAGAAAGUUGACAGAAAGAUAAUUAGGCAAUGGUAGAAAGGACCAAGAGUAGCUAAAUCCUGCAGCCAGGGUCAGGCUUAGGGCUAGGGUGACAGACAGGAGCCACCUUUGUUACACCUGAGACGGUAGAGUACAUAUGCAAAAGUAAGAUGACAAUAAUAUAAUAAGCCCCUUCCCCAACAUGUGUGCCAGCCCCUCCCCCACCUGCCCACUCCUGCUGGUGAGAUCAGCCUUCAUUACAGCUCUUCCAGAGCCAGGAAGCAAGGUACUGUGUGGGAAGUGAUGGCUGUGAGGUGCUGUGUGGGAAGUGAUAACAACUUUAAAGCCAUUCAACAGGAAAAUUUGUUAAAAGACCAAGACAUUGUAAAGCUGAAACACUUGAGUCUAUUAAGUCCCCUGUUCCUUGGAACAUUUUGUUACCAGGGCAUGUUUCAAGGAGGGAAAACACUGAGCCAUUGAGCUCUGUCAGAUACCAAAGCCUGGUAUAAAGUGCAACAUUUUCUAAGGCAUCUGCUUCUGCCACUGUGCUGAAUAACUUCUAAAAAGUUUUGCCUCCUCUUCUCGUCUUGUCUUGUCUCAUCUCGUCUUGUCUUGUCUCAUCU